Molecule: messenger RNA, 921 nt
Organism: Aspergillus japonicus CBS 114.51
Lineage: Eukaryota; Fungi; Ascomycota; Eurotiomycetes; Eurotiales; Aspergillaceae
Product: GNAT family N-acetyltransferase
Exons: 1
Coding region: 59-739 (226 amino acids)
Molecular function (GO): protein N-terminal-serine acetyltransferase activity; protein-N-terminal-alanine acetyltransferase activity
Source: RefSeq, a predicted model, not a curated record
UUUUACUCUUCCUUGACAUAACUCCCAUAGUGUUUUAUUCUCUUGCUUGGAUCCCAAAAUGUCUAAAUCCACUUCUCCCCUUGACACCAGUCCAGCCAUCCGACCGACCCACACCCCCUUCGGAGGCCGUUUCGUGCGCGUUGAACCCCUAGCCGAGCAGCAUGUAGACGAUCUAUAUCACCACAUUGGCCUGACCGAACACACCUCGCUUUGGGACUACCUCCCGUUCGGGCCCUUUGCGGACAAGCCCACCUUCACCCAGUUCCUCCGCACGCUAAUCACUCAUGCCGACAGCGUCUUCUACGCGGUGGUCGACCUAGCCCGCAACCAAGCCGUCGGCCUGCUCAACUUCAUGCGCAUCGACCUGCCCAACCGCGUCGUGGAGAUCGGGUCGGUGGUCUUCUCCCCCCUGCUGCAGCGCACGACGGCCGCGACGGAGGCGUUGUACUUGCUUGCGCGGGCAGCAUUUGAGCAGUUCCACUUCCGACGGCUGGAGUGGAAGUGCAAUGACCUGAAUGCGGCGUCGAAGCGGGCGGCGGUGCGGUUGGGCUUCACGGCCGAGGGGGUCUUUCGGCAGCAUCUGAUCGUCAAGGGGAGGAACCGUGACACUGCUUGGUUCUCGAUUCUGGAUGGCGAGUGGCCCGCAAUAAAGGGGGGCUUUGUGAAGUGGUUGGACCCGAGCAAUUUCGAUGAGGAGGGGCUUCAGCGGGCGAGGUUGGAGGCUUUGCGCGGAUUGUAGGCAAGGGUCCAGUCCAGCCGUUCUAAUCUCGGCUCGGGGACAGUGGUAACCGUUGAGGAGAAUCAGAAAUUCUGGAUUAGAUAUGGUGACAUUGGCACUAGAUUGAUGGGUAGCAUCGAUUUAAUAUAGCAUCAGAUUUAGCCCCGGUGGUCUUCUUGGCAGGUGUUGGUAGACGAACCCCU